CGCGGGGCGAGCUCGACGGACGCAGCUGAUGACUCGCCCGCACAAAACACGACUCGCAAACAAACUCGAUCGAUAACACAAAACUCGUACGAAAAUAACAAAAUAGCACCUACUACUUAUAUUAAUAAUACACUUGUAUGUUGCACGGUGAAAAAAUACUGCAACUUUUAGGCCGGUGACUUAUUAUCGAAGGAGAAGCGUGGCGCACCAGCGUCAACAAUGUAGUCAUAGAGACGCCCCUGUUGACAAUUUGACAUUUUUAAUAUGAAACUAAUAAUGUUAUUUUUAAAUAAAUAUGUUUAUUCUAUGUUGUGAUCAAUUGUUGUUGUUUUAUGUUGGAGCGACAAUAAGUUCGUUUUAUACAAAGCAGAGGAUUUUAUGAAACUUCAAAAUGGGGAAUGGAAUGAAUAAGGUGCUCCCAGGGUUGUAUGUGGGAAACUACAGGGACUCAAAAGACCCCGUGCAGUUAGACAAGUACAAGAUAACGCACAUACUUUCAAUACACGACGCCGCUAGAAGAUUACACUCGGAUAAACAUUACCUGUGCAUCAUGGCGUCAGACUCUCCCGACCAAAACCUGACGCAAUACUUCAGCCUUUGCAACGACUUCAUCCAUGCAGCACGGCUUCGAGACGGCAACGUUCUCAUCCAUUGUCUAGCAGGAAUGUCGCGCAGCGUGACAGUAGCGGUGGCAUACAUAAUGUCUGUGACUCCACUCACGUGGCGGGAGGCACUGAAGGUGGUGCGAGCAGGCCGCGCCGUCGCCAACCCCAACCUCGGCUUCCAGAGGCAGCUGCAAGAGUUCGAGACCUACAAACUGGUUGAAGAAAGGAGAAGACUGAAGGAGCGGUACCCGUCCUUAGCACUAGCCGACCGGGACCUCACGGAAUGCCGCGCGAUGCUGGACUCGUACCAGACCAUGCUCAGUGAGCGCACCAUCUGCGAGGGGAAGUGUGCGAUGGGCAGGCAGUGCCCCACUGGGUUAUGCAGGACGGGGUCGAAGCGUCAGCCUCGCGCGCGCAAGCCGUCGAACGCGUCGAGCGUUGGUGACGGCGCGGGCGUCGGCGUCGGCCUAAAACGAUCGCCUUCCUCGCUGUCAACCGCCUCCACAGUAUCCAGCUACCGGCCUCGCUCCUCACCCGCCGGCCUUUACAGCUACACUGGCGGCACAGCCCGUCCGAUCCGCUCAGCGUCCGGGAUGAGCGUGACCCGGGUGACGGAUCCCGUGGGCGGCGGCACCGCAGUGGCGGUGGGCGGCACCGAGUACUCCCGGAGACGGGCUGCCUCCGCGCCCGCCACGCCUGCACUUUCACCCGCGUCAUCACCGCCAGGAUCGCCGCACAGAGGUUCACAUAGGAGUAGCUGUGCAUGGAUAAUACCUUCAGUGAAGUGGGACCCUGAGUCCCUGUAAUCAAUCAUCCAGACACACUUGACUCUCACUUCACGUCACUGACGGUGCGCACAAUUAAGGUCUCGAGCGUUACAAAGAUGUUCUUAGCAGGAGCCUAGCUCACGCGCCUCAAGAAUCCGCCCAUCUUCCCGACCAGCCACCUAGCAUCGGUCUAUCUUUCGCUUGUACAUAUAUUGCCCCAGUUACGUACAUUUACAUGCAGAUUUUGUUAUCACAAGUUUAUCGCAUCAGCUAUUUGUUACUGGACAACGCUUCGACUUUACACUGAAAAUUUUCAAUGUUGCAAGCGCAAAUUUUGCUGUAAAGGUUCGAUGGAAAUUAUAUUGAGAUGUUAAGAAAAAAGUUAAUAUUUAUAGCGAAAAGCUUUUGUAUGGUGUAGGUACCUACCUAAGAAACGUUUUUGAAGGGGCAGAUUUGUGAUAUACUUAGGUGUUGUUAAAAGUAUAUAUAUGCGAAUCUUGUAAAAUGGUUUAUAAGUUUUAAAGACGGUGUUCUUUUUUACAAAUGCGUGCUAUUCUAAGUAUGGGAUUAAGAAUUCCAGAAGACAGUGGUCAGAUUUUGCAACGAUAUCGUCGAUGUUAGCUUAAAGAUAAAUAGUUACAAAAGUGAAGGUCGAGGAAAUUGAAUGGCUUUAGAAUGUUAUAAAUUAUAAUCGCUUGAGUGAGUUCAAGGUUUUACUUAAAUUGUUUCAAAACACUUUAAUUUCUGACAUUGAAAUUACAUUAAAUCGCACAGGAAAUAUCAGAUUUAAUUUUACUGUAUAAUAUGCAUUUAAUAUACUUAUGUCGAUACCAAGGCUACACGUUAAUACAACGUUUAAUGUAUGAAAGAUGUAUAUUUGGUGGUGCUUAGAGUGGAGUCAAGAAAACUGUUGAAUGAUAAAAGUUAAAUUAUCGUUGUUACCAAGAAAUGUCUUAUUGCAUAAUUAUAAAAUUGUUAAAGAGAUUAUAAAACGAAGGAACUGUGAGAUAACAAUGGAUCAUAAUCAGACUACCAAAGAACAUAUUGUAGACUAAGGUGGUUGGUCUUGAUAUAGGUUAGAACUACAAUUUUAAAAAUACUUGUUUUUUUUUAAAUAAUCUCCUUCGAAUGAACAAUCAAAACAUUACAAA
This is a messenger RNA of Chilo suppressalis (striped riceborer), 2523 nucleotides long. Lineage: Eukaryota; Metazoa; Arthropoda; Insecta; Lepidoptera; Crambidae. The record is from the annotation of a GenBank genome assembly.